AAAAAAACACUGUCCAGAUUAAUAUUAUCUAUAUCUUUUUCUUGGCAACCUUCAUUUUUAAAGAACAUUUUUAAAGAAUGACUUCCAUAAUGGUAAAUAGUAACCCGGAAAUAACUCAACAAGCAUAUGUCCUUCAACCAGUUGGAAAGUAUACCACUAGCUAUAAUCAGGGAACUUUGGCAAGUUUCCCCUUACAGCAAACAAUCGCCACUGAUCUGAGGGCAGAAGCUCUCGGUACUAAAGCUUGGAAAGAAAAUGGUGAAUAUAAAGUUCAAGUACCAUUUCAACUUUUUGCCAAGGAAAUAACUACUCAGGCUCCUAGGCAGCAUGUUAAGUGGGAAAGAAAUCAUUUAAAUUCCUCUUUUCAUACCACAAUGAUUGAUAAUAAUUUUAAUAAUCCGCCCAUUUAUGGCUUAAAUACUGUCUAUCUUCAAAAUACUAAUCAAGUUGGAAAUAAUUAUCUUCUUGAAAAUGGAAUUGAACCAAUUAUAGAAAUGAAUAUUAACCAAAAGCUCAGAGUUGAUUAUCCUAAUAAUAAUUCAAACUUGAAUGAACGAAACGUUCGAACAAUGGAAAUGAUAAAUUGGAGCACAAACAUACACGAGAGUAUGAAUAAGCUAAAAAAGAUUGAACUAUCUAACAAAUUACCUGAUAAAAAGUCUACAAAAAUUAACAUCAAACGAAAAUCUAGUAUCACUAGUGAUCAUUCCGAAUAUGACCUGACCGAUUAUUGGAAAUCUUCUCUCCCUAAAACAACUCCUGUUAAUCCUUCGGAAGAGGAGAGAAAGCAUAUUACGAUGCUUAUGGAAGGAGCUCCCUUAGACAGUAUACGUCAAACAAUAAACGUAGAAAGAGAGGAAGAAGAUAUAGUUGGUGAUGAAAAAAAUCGUCCCGUGCCUCUGUUAAACUUCGAUACGGUAUCGGAAAAAGUCGACUUGUGCUUACAAAAAGGAACGGCUAAACUCCAGGUGAAGGUACGGUGUGAGAGGGUGGUUCCAAUAGAUGGAAAAAACAAUCUCUAUAAAAAGUCUUCCAUUAUCGUAACUCGAGAGAUAGACAUUGAUCUAGAAGUUACAGGACGUCGCAGAAACCUACUCGAGAGAAUAAAACGAGCGUCUCAUACUGAUAAGGUCGGACGAGUUAAAUUAUCAACAACUGAUACAUUUAAACUCUAUCGCAUCUUCAUGGGUAUGGCUGAAGCUGGAGAAGAAUUGAAAAAUCAGAAAAUAGCUGUAGAAGAAGAGGUAGAUGAGAGAACUAAAAAGCCCAAAGGUUUAGACCACGACAUAGACUUAGAAUCUGUUUACAGUGAAGAUUAUGGAAGAUAUCAUAGAAAUGACGACACUUUGAGUUUUCAAUCUGCCAUUAGUUCUUCCAAAUAUAAAAAAGACAUUUUAUAUUAGCAAAAAGUAAAUUAUAACAAAAUAUAAAUUAUUUUCCUAUCAAUGAUAUUAUAGAUUUCUUUGCGUUAACAGUAGCUAUAAUCUGGAAACUGUGUCACUUCACACAUUAUUCUCAUUAGACGGUUUUAUUCUCAAUACAAAUUUGAAUACAUUUUGAAAAAAUCAUAAUUUGAAAUCAUAAAACAAAGAAUCGAAAUACAAACAUUUCUUUAUUUUAGUAGUAAAUCAAUUUCCUCAAUUUAGAAUACUCAAAAACAAAGACAUAAACUUUGAAAACUUAACAACAGUCUCCUGUCUCACAGCAAGUCUUGGCUUUGCAG
Dimorphilus gyrociliatus is the source of this 1723-nucleotide messenger RNA. The record is from the annotation of a GenBank genome assembly. Lineage: Eukaryota; Metazoa; Annelida; Polychaeta; Dinophilidae.